Molecule: messenger RNA, 3187 nt
Organism: Camellia sinensis
Lineage: Eukaryota; Viridiplantae; Streptophyta; Magnoliopsida; Ericales; Theaceae
Source: RefSeq, a predicted model, not a curated record
GUAUGAUUAUUAACAGAAAUGCCACUGCUGCGGUGAGCUAUAAAUAAGGUUGGAAGGUGCGGUUGGAUUGGAUGUAGCCAUGGGUUUGGGCGUGGUGAGCGGCGGCAGGUCAAUUAGAAAGUGGAGUUUAUUGUCCUUCACUCUCCGCUCUUGCUCUUUCUUCUCUUCCCUCUGCUGCAGAAGAAGUGGCCAACCCAUCUCAGUGACAGUGACUCCUCCUCCUCCUCCGUCUUCCCCAAAGAAAGUCCCUUUAUCAGUCUCAGUCCAUGGGAGGACUUUGGAAGACCCCUACCAUUGGAUGCGCAACACCAACGAUCCUCAUUUCAUUGAUUACCUCAACCAAGAAAACUCAUAUGCUCAAGCUUUCAUGGCUGAUACCCUCAAACUACAGCACACUCUAUUUUCUGAGAUCACAACCCGAAUGCCACCCCAGGUUUCCACUCCCCCUCAACGUUGGGGACCCUGGUUGUACUACCAAUACAUUCCAGUGGGUAAGGAAUACCCGGUUCUAUGUAGGAGGUUAGCAACCGAAAACAAAGGUUGGGUGGAGACUGUUGUCAAUUAUGUGAGAGGAAGAUUUGGGAGGGAGGAAAUUUUACUUGAUUGGAAUGAAAUUGCAGAACAGUAUGGGUAUGUUCAUGUGGGCACAUGUCGUGUGUCACCAGACCACAACCUCUUUGCAUACACACUUGAUAUAACUGGUGGUGAAAAGUUCAUACUUCAAGUGAAAGACCUUAGAACGAUGUAUAUUCUUCCAAAAUUAAGGGUUGAUGGGGUUGUUAGCUUGGAAUGGGCUCGAGAUGGUCGUACAUUGUUUUAUACAGUAUCGGACGAGAACCAACGACCCUACAGGGUGCUAUGCACAAAUCUGGGAUCAGAUUCUGUCGUUGAUGUUCCAAUAUUUACAGAAAAUGAUUCCAGCUUCUGUGUGGACAUCACAAGCACAAAGGACGGCAAGUUCAUAACUGUGAAUUCUAACUCAAGAACUUCAUCUGAGGUUUAUGCCAUAGAUGCAAUCAAUAUGCAAGGUGGAUUACGAAGCUUAUGCAAGCGUGUCCCUGGUGUACAGUACUUUUUGGAACAUCACUCUGGUUUUUUCUAUGUUCUAACCAAUGCUUCUUUGAGUGAGGAUAAGGAGUCCCCAAAUGAAAAUUAUUACUUGGGUAGAUGCCAAGUUAAAGACACACACUUCGGUAAUUGGCAGACUAUCAUUUUACCAAGUGAAGAUUGCCGCUUACGAGACAUGGACAUUUUCAAUGGACAUCUGGUGCUUUAUCUUGACAAAAAGGACUCCUCUCUGAUAUGUUCCAUCAAUAUGCCUAUAGAAGUCGAUUGCAAGAAAUGUUUGGAAGUUGACGACCUUGCUCCUUGGUUUUUUCCUCUGCCAUCAAAUUUGUGUACAUUCACUCCAGGUUCAAAUCAUGACUUCAUGAGCUCAGUAUACCGUGUUGUGCUUUCAUCUCCAGUGAUGCCUGAUGUAAUUGUUGAUUAUGACAUGUCGAGACGCACAUUCUCAAUUGUGCAGCAAGAGGAGGUACUAGGUGUUUCAGCUACUACUACUACUGGAUCAUUUUCUCAGACUUCUGACAGAGAAGUUAAUGAGCAUCUAGACACCUCAAAGGACAAGGAGAAAUUUAUCCAGAAUACUGAAAUGUGGACAUGCAAGGACUUCUCUGAUGCAUAUUUGUGUGAAAGAAAGGAAGUCCUUUCCCAUGAUGGUGUUAGUGUUCCUCUGACCAUAUUGUACUCCAAAAACACACACCAAACAGAUCAGUCUCCUGGGCUUCUACUAGGCUAUGGAGCGUAUGGGGAAGUUCUUGAUAAAAGUUGGUGUGCAGAUCGUCUAAGUUUGUUGGAUCGUGGUUGGGUCGUGGCAUUUGCUGAUGUAAGGGGUGGCGGCGGCGUUGAUCCUUCUUGGCACAAGUCUGGCAGUGGAAUGCACAAAUUGAACUCUGUAUAUGAUUUUUUGUCAUGUGGAAAGUACCUGGUUGAUGAGGGCUAUGUUCACAAAGAUAAGCUUGGUGCUGUUGGAUGUAGUGCAGGAAGUCUCCUUGUGGGGGCAGCAAUCAAUACAUAUCCAGAAUUGUUUCGAGCUGCCAUUUUGAAGGUUCCAUUUCUUGAUAUAUGCAAUACAUUGUUGGAUCCCAGUUUGCCUCUCACCAUUUUGGACUAUGAAGAAUUUGGGAAUCCUCAGAUACAAUCCCAGUUGGAGUCUAUCUUGCAGUAUUCUCCGUAUGAAAAUAUACCUGGAGGAGUUUGCUGUCCUUCAGUACUCGUCACAGCAUCAUUUCAUGACUCAAGAGUUGGUGUUUGGGAAGCUGCCAAAUGGGUGGCCAAAGUACGAGAUAUUACUUGUUCAUGCUGUUCUCGUUCAGUCAUCCUGAAGACAAAUAUGAGUGGAGGACAUUUUGGUGAAGGAGGCCGUUUCGGUCAAUGCGAGGAAACAACUUACGAAUAUGCUUUUUUGAUGAAAGUUAUGGGAAGCUUGGAUCAUGGGAUGCUUUAGGUUUAGCAGUAAAUUUAAGCACGAGACUUCUAAGAUCCUCCGGUUAUUUUCCCUUUUGCAUUCCUUGAUGGGGAUAACCGAACAUCUGGCUCUCUGACAAUUGAGAUUCCAUUUAUUUCCUCUGUUAAUUUCUGGAGGCUGUCUAUCAGAAUGGGACCAUGGCCAUGAUAGUAGAUGAGAACUAUGGGCUUGCAACACUGUUCAUCUGAGGUUAAGGUGGUCACAGCAAACUUGCAAUCUCAAGGACUCCUAUAUAUGGAGACUCAUAACAAUGGUACGUUCUUGUUACCGCCUGAUGAUCGAUAUGAGAAGUUUGAGAUUUUGAACUUCUUUCGUAAGUCGUUUAUAACAGAAAAAGAAUUUGAAGAUACACGUGGCAAUAGCAUAUUUGUUGUUUUUUCCUUUAUGUAAAUUUUGACUUUGACUUAAUCACACCAAAUCUAGAUUCCCUUUAUCAAGAAUCUACGACAUCAUAACCACACCACCAAUAUUGGAAAACAAUUAUCUCCCCUUUCUUUCGUAUGCUUCUUGAAGAUUAAUCUUAGGCAAUGGCAGGAACAUAGUAUAUAUAAUGGGACUAGAUUAUUGAUUUGUCUGACCAUUAGUGAUAAAGAUGAUUGUUGAUUGGUUUUGAUUAAUGGCUUUCUGAGGAAAGAGAUUUUGGCAAUGGUAAUGCUGAAA